Molecule: messenger RNA, 897 nt
Organism: Crotalus tigris (Tiger rattlesnake)
Lineage: Eukaryota; Metazoa; Chordata; Lepidosauria; Squamata; Viperidae
Product: gamma-aminobutyric acid receptor subunit beta-1-like
Exons: 4
Coding region: 1-897 (298 amino acids)
Biological process (GO): signal transduction; monoatomic ion transmembrane transport; regulation of membrane potential
Cellular component (GO): membrane; synapse; GABA-A receptor complex
Molecular function (GO): neurotransmitter receptor activity; extracellular ligand-gated monoatomic ion channel activity; GABA-A receptor activity
Source: RefSeq, a predicted model, not a curated record
AUGUCUCCAACUGCAGAUGGAUACACAACUGAUGAUAUUGAAUUCUACUGGAAUGGAGGGGAAUCUGCUGUUAGCGGAGUUAAUAAAAUCGAGCUCCCUCAGUUCUCGAUUAUUGAUUACAAAAUGAUCUCAAAAAGAGUAGUGUUUGCAACAGGGGCUUACCCCCGUCUGUCCCUGAGUUUUCGACUGAAAAGAAAUAUCGGCUAUUUCAUUCUGCAAACCUACAUGCCUUCUACUCUAAUUACAAUUCUGUCUUGGGUAUCCUUCUGGAUCAACUAUGAUGCAUCUGCUGCAAGAGUUGCACUAGGAAUAACCACUGUGCUGACAAUGACCACCAUUAGCACUCACCUCAGGGAAACCCUUCCCAAAAUCCCAUAUGUGAAGGCAAUUGACAUCUACCUUAUGGGCUGCUUUGUCUUUGUGUUCCUUGCUUUACUGGAAUAUGCAUUUGUCAACUACACAUUCUUUGGUAAAGGCCCUCAACAUCAGAAGAAAGCAGCAGAAAAAGCCACGAAUGAGAGGAAGAAAAUGGAGAUGAAUAAAGUUCAGAUUGACACUUGUGGGAAUAUCCUUCUUACUACCUUGGAAAUGAGAAAUGAAGUCAGCAGCUCCGAUGUGCUUGAGAGUUUGAAUGAUCCAAGAGCCACAAUGUACUCUUAUAACAGUGCCAGCAUCCAUUACCGGAGACCACCUACUAUGAAAGACCUCAACAGCAGAAGCACCUUGGAGAAACGUACCACCCACCAAAAGGGACGACUAUGGAGAAGAGCAUCACAGCUCAAAGUCAAAAUUCCAGAUUUGACUGAUGUUAAUUCCAUAGACAAGUGGUCCAGAAUGGUCUUUCCUAUCACUUUUAUUCUUUUUAAUGUUGUCUAUUGGCUUUAUUAUGUGCACUGA